AUGAUUGAGAAAAAUAUUUGUAAAAUAAAAAUGAAAUAUUUAUUUGGUGUUGUUAUACCGGGCUUAUUGGUAAAAAAAUUAGAUAAAGAUUUUGUUUAUUUAUGUGGUUCAAUAAAAGAAUUAGGACAAUGGACAUUAAAGAAUUGUCCGAAAAUGUCUGAACAAAAACAAUGUCCACAACAGACAAUUCUUCACAAUGAACCAAAAUUUUUUCAAGUAGAAUUAGAUUUGCCAUCAAUGAUACGAAAAUUUGACUAUAAAUAUGUUGUUCAUUCACAAGAUGAUGGUGAAUUAUGGGAAGGAAAAAUCAAUGUUAAUCGAUCAUGGAUAAUGAAUGAAGAAAAUAUUAUUGAUGAAGAGUAUUAUACUCCAUUAGACUAUUGGAUUGAACCUCUAACAGACUUGCCUACGAAUAAACCUGAAGAAGAAAGUUUGACUGCAUUUACAUUAUACUACUAA
Molecule: messenger RNA, 459 nt
Organism: Didymodactylos carnosus
Lineage: Eukaryota; Metazoa; Rotifera; Eurotatoria; Philodinida; Philodinidae
Source: the annotation of a GenBank genome assembly